Cuscuta campestris is the source of this 1971-nucleotide messenger RNA. Lineage: Eukaryota; Viridiplantae; Streptophyta; Magnoliopsida; Solanales; Convolvulaceae. The record is from the annotation of a GenBank genome assembly.
GAGACUCCAGAGCUGGUUUCUUUCUCGGUUCAUCUUCUCCAUCUUUUCCGCCGGCGGAUCUUCAUCUUCUCGAUCUCCUGCUUUUCCGGUAGAGCUUCCGCCUCUUACUCCUCAUCUCCUUCCCUUUCUUCCUCUUUUCUCCAUCUCUCCAGGUAUGUCCUUUUAACACCAUCCUUCUUCAUCUUUGUCCCCUUUGCCUUCUUCUUCUACUUGUGUUUGCGUGUGUUUUUUGAGAAUGUUGACUUUUUUAUUCUCUUUUGGUGUGUUCAAUUAUAAAUUUCUAGGUUAAUAUGGUUAUACCCUCUAUGUGUUUGAAGAAAUGUCAAGAAGAGUUGUUCUUUUAGAGAAUUGUUAGAACCUAUUUCAAAGAUUAUUUUGGAAAUAGUUUCUCGAGAUUUCAUUAUGCACCGGAUGGAAGAUGAACUUUGAAACUUUGUGGGUUAGUCUUGUUUGUUUUGGGAUUCAAUUUUAUAUGCAUUAUUCCAGUUGGGAAAUGAUAUUUAUGGCCAUUAUAAGUGCUCUCUGCUGUGCUUGGUUGUUCUGUUUUUUACAUUGGCGUAUGUACUCCGUAGUACUUUUUUCCUGAGAAAAAUGCAUUAUGCCUGGUUGAGUUCACUUAAAAAGAGCAGAAUAAACAACAACAAAAAUGAUAAAAUUGAACAAAUGAACAUUAUUUCGAUCAAUAAUAAGUAAAAGAAUUGAACUAAGAAACCAUACUAAAGGAGAGAAAUUAUGAAACAAACCCCCCCCCCAAAAAAAAAUGCCCAGUAAGGUCAACUUUGAUAUGUUGGGUAGGUGUCAUGCACUUUCAGCGGUUGAUAUGAAAAUGGGAAAAUGUGGUCAUUGUAGACACAAACCUCUUUCAUAUAUCUAGUACCUUUUCUAUAAUGGGAAAAUGUGGUCAUUGUAGGCACAGACCUCUUAAUAUCUCAAAUCACGCACCAGAUCCCUUCACUUAUGCUGUGUAUAUUAGUUUGGCAAUUAAUUUUAUUUUAAAUGUGCUUGUUCAUAUAGAUAAAUGGAAGACGAAGUGGUAAGAAGAGAAGAAAUAGAUGAAGAAACUGAAGUAGAAUUUUAUGCAACUAUCAAGUACUUGUUGUUGGGCAUUCAAGCAACAAUGAUUGUUUUAAGAGAGGCUCUAAUUAACAUGCCUCAACGUGUGGAAGGUUCCCUUAAACGUCGCUCUGUAACUACAAAAGGAUAUCAUUAUAUACAUAGAGUGUUGAAAGAAGAUCCACAAAGUUUUCGAGAGUUGUAUAGAAUGUAUCCUGAUGUGUUUCUUAAGCUAUGUACAAUUAUCAGAGAAGGUACGCCUUUAGAAGAUACAAGGUAUAUUUGUGUUGAAGAAAUGAUAGCAACAUUUCUACUCAUUGUGGGUCACAAUGAUCGGUAUUGUAAUGUUCGCCAAAGAUUUGGUCGUUCACAUUUCACAACUAGUCAAAACUUUAACAAAGUUUUGAAGGCAUUAAACACUAUAGCACCACAAAUGAUGGUCAAGCCCGGAUUUGCUGUGCCUUCUAAAAUAAGAGGCAACACAAGAUUUUAUCCCUACUUUAAGGAUUGCAUUGGUGCUAUUGAUGGCACUCAUAUUCCUGCAAUGAUAAAAGGUCGUCAAUGGGUGGGAAGGAUCUGCACAUGAUUCAAAAAUGUUGAGUGAUGCCUUAUCUAGAAGAAAUGGACUUGAAGUGCCUCAAGGAAAAUAUUUUUUGGUUGACUGUGGAUUUGCUAAUCGACGACAAUUUUUAGCACCAUUUCGAGGUGUCCGAUAUCAUCUCAAAGAUUUUGGAGGUCAAGGUCGUCACCCCCGAAAUGCAAAUGAGUUGUUCAAUCUUCGUCAUGCAUCGUCACAGAAUCCAUAGACUUUAAACAAUGUAUUGAAAUCUUUUAGAAUCGUGAUUGAAUACAUCCCCCUUAGUUCUGCACAUUAGAUCUUCCCUGUACUUCUUAAAUUAAUAAUUUUUUUAAGACCUA